This is a messenger RNA of Kluyveromyces marxianus DMKU3-1042, 2790 nucleotides long. It is a transcript of the gene SPO75, whose product is annotated as Spo75p. The coding region runs from base 1 to 2790 and encodes 929 amino acids. Gene Ontology annotation, cellular component: plasma membrane. NCBI's taxonomy places the organism in Eukaryota, Fungi, Ascomycota, Saccharomycetes, Saccharomycetales, Saccharomycetaceae. The transcript has a single exon. The record is from RefSeq and is a predicted model, not a curated record. Gene Ontology annotation, molecular function: calcium-activated cation channel activity.
AUGAAUGUUGAAAACAAAACGAAUAUCCUGGAUUAUUUAAGAAACAUCAUUUAUAAUUACGUGGAAGUUGAUGACAGUACUGCAAUAUUGGUAUUAAACUAUAAAGAUGAACUCUCACCGUUACAGUCUAAGUAUAAGAAUUAUACUUCUGGAUUAAUAAGAACACUAUUGUCAAAUACACGAUCAGGAAGUGCCCAGCGCCAGUUUGGUAUUACCUUCUCGUCGUUUCUCUCAGGUGUGCUGGUGUCGGUGAUUUUCUGUGUAGUUCAAGUGCUAAUAUUUAGCAUAUUAAGGAAUCGGUUUGACUUUAUUUAUCAACCGAAUGUGAACUUAUAUGAAAGGCAUAAUAAAGUGAAUACCGAAGAAGCAGAUAACUACCAAGGAAAUGGUCCAUUAAGUGAGAAAUUAGGAAAUCAAUUGUGGUCCUGGAUCAAGCCGACAUGGUCUGCCUCAAUUGAGGAGUACAGAGAGUACGGUUUAGAUGCUUAUUUUUUCCUUCGGUUACUUAAAACCUUGUCAAUGUUUUUUUUAUUGUUAUCGAUUGUAAUCAUACCCAUCUUGAUUCCAAUUCAUUACAUAUCUGGGUAUAAAUCCGCUGACAUUGAGAAUUACAUCUCGAAAAUGGAUCUUCAUGACAAAAUUACCAACGAACAAAUGCUUAGCCAUUUGCCAUAUGGUCUGACAGGAUUGGAUAAAAUAUCCAUGUCAAAUAUUUCACCAGCUCAUAACAAUCGGUUAGCAUUUCACCUGAUAUUGGCAGUUCUUCUGAUUUGUUUUUUUCAUCAUUUGCUCCUUCAUGAAUUGAAAUACUAUGUAGCAGAGCGUAAUAAGUUGUUGACCAGUCAGUAUAAAACAAAAUCAUUCCAAAACGUCCUUUUUAUUGGAAAUAUUAGCAAAGACUUUGACAGAGAUAAAAUUGAAUAUUUCUGCGAGUCUUUAAUACCAGGAAGUGUUGAUCAGAUAGUGUCGUUACCUGAAGAUUAUAAGAUGAGAAAAAUGUUUAGAAGGGAAAUAUGUCAGUUAAUCAGCCUCAUUGAAAACACCCAAUUGGAUAUUAUUUUUAGUAAAGCAUACUACGGAAAGGAUAAGAUUUCGAGCAAUGACAAUAUACAUUACCGCAGUAAACAAGAGCUCUCUAAGAUAUUUCCAUUGUAUGAAUUUCGCUAUAUAUAUAGCAAAAGAAUUGACUUAAAACAGAAACGUAAUCCAAUAAUUUACAGUGCCAGAAGGCUUUCCUUUCUUAUCAAAGAGACUUUCAGCGGGAAUAUAUUCACAGGUUUUCAGUUCAAGCUGAUCCAGAAUAACAAUAACAUAUGGAGACGGUUUUUCUCAUUGAAGUGGAACCCUAAUUUAAUCAUUGAUAGUAAACAAAAGAAGUUAGAAAGAUACUUGAAAAAAUUCGAGAAGAAUUUGAUAGUACAACAGGAUUUGGAAGAUCAUACGGGUGAAAAGAGCUCAAAACAAGCAUUUUUGGUUUUCAAGAAGGUUUCUUUCGCACAUAUAUUCGACCAGAUGCUAUUAUCAAGUAAAAGUUCAGAAAUGAGUGACGAUAAGGCAUUGGGUAUUAACCCAGAAGAUAUUGUAUGGUGCAAUAUAGAGGCAGUCGGUAGAGUGAUGAAAUUGUUCAGGGUAGCAGUUUCAAACUUUUUAAAUGUUACAAUUAUAAUUGGGUGGGUUGUUCCUGUGGCUAUUGUUGGUUUCGUCUCUCAAAUUCCGAUAAUUACAAAAAUUGUUCCUAUCUUAACCAGUUUAGAAGACCUUCCUGAGUACAUUUCCAAACCAUUAGCGAGUAUUGUUCCUGCUGUUACUUUGAUAUUCUUGACAGAAGGGGUACCUAUUUUCUUCAGAUGGUUUAGUGUUGUUAAAUGUUUACGGACGGGUGCACAAAUUGAAAUUGAUGUUCAGAAAUGGUUCUUUUCAUUCCUCUUUGUUCACAUAUUUUUAGUUGUGACCAUUUCUUCUGGUAUUUCGGUUGUCGUAGAAACCGUAGUAAACAGUCCAAUAAAUAUACCUCACCUUUUGGGUACAAAUUUGCCAAAAUGUUCAAACUUUUUCUGCUCAUUCGUUUUAAUUAGAGGAAUUGCAUAUUUUGGAGGUAAUUUACUACAGUUGAAGAACCUUUUAUUUUAUCUAGGCUACUAUAGGUGGGUAAAAAGAACGCCAAGGGAGAAAUUGGAGUACAUUUUGGAUAUUCCAGUGUAUCAAUGGGGCUCGCUAUACCCGAUAUUUUCGGUUUUAGCGAGUAUAUCUAUCAUUUAUUCUGUGAUAGCUCCAUUUAUAUUACCUUUAGCAAGUUUUUCCUUCAUUUUUGUUAUGUUUUCAUUCAAGUAUUCCUUGAAAUACCAAUAUGAUCAUAAGAACAAAUCUGAAACAUUGGGAAAGUUCUACCCUCAAGCUUUAAUGCAAUUGUACUCUGGGGUAUAUUUUCUUGAAGCAUGUUUGAUUGGAUUAUUUGCACUUGCAAAUUGCUUCAGAUUAUCAUUAUUCAUGUUUAUUUUCAUGAUAUUCACUGUAAGUGCACAUUUCCAAAUAUCAAAUUUCACAAAACCUAUAAUUGAUCAUCUUCCCGCCAGCUUAUCAUCCGAUGAGAUAACGCAGCCAAAGAAAGACUUUAGAUUGAACGAAUUAGAAUCAAUAUCUCAUAAAAUAUGGAUACCAUAUGAUAAAAGUGGAAUAUCAACAACUGAAGGAGAAAAGUGGCAAUCAAAAUACGAUAUGGAGUUUGUUCACGACAAUGCCUUUAUCAAUGAAAAUGGGAAAAUUGUGGUUAACAGUAAUCCAUAUGUUUAA